Molecule: messenger RNA, 5420 nt
Organism: Physcomitrium patens
Lineage: Eukaryota; Viridiplantae; Streptophyta; Bryopsida; Funariales; Funariaceae
Product: NF-X1-type zinc finger protein NFXL1
Biological process (GO): regulation of DNA-templated transcription
Cellular component (GO): nucleus
Molecular function (GO): DNA-binding transcription factor activity, RNA polymerase II-specific; zinc ion binding; RNA polymerase II transcription regulatory region sequence-specific DNA binding
Source: RefSeq, a predicted model, not a curated record
AAGUCGUUGGAUCUAUUCUGUCAACGUAGAAAGAACUUGUGCUGGUGAGUGGGACUAUCUAGACAUUAGCAUUGCAGUUCCCGAGACCCUAGAUGGUGUACCAUUUGCAUCGUCACAUACAGUAGCGAAAGCAGGAAGAGUGACAAGCAAGGAGCAUGUAAGAAGUAGCUGUGGAAAAGGGAGAGACGAAUGUUCUACAAAUUCUCUGGAGGAUACGCCACAGACGGCCUUCUCACCGUGAGAUGCGAGACUUCAAAGCAUGUACGUAUUAUGGGAUGAGGAGGAAAGGGACUAUUCAUGAUAUGGAACUCGAAGAGCCCCCAUUAAUGUGGCUCACUUUCAGCGUUUCCCUUCUGCAGCGUCUCACUUCUCAAGCUUCAACUACCGGAUUACAAUAUUGAGGGCUUUCUUUUCUUUGUGACAACUAUCCUUGCGCACUUCCAGUGUGUAUCCUCCGUCUUUCCUCAUUUUGUCAGUUCAGAGGAACUUUCUGAAAGGAUAUCAUAGCCUACUUUUUACUUUGGAUGGGGUCCUUUUGUUUGUUACCCAGUGUUUAAGUCGGUCCGCUGCGAAUAAUGCAAAGCAUUGACACCUGCCCAACGAGUGCAGUACAAUAGGCUUUGGAGAGUUCGAGAAAGUUCGACGAAGGAGGGCUGUUCCGUGGGUGCCUCCGACGGACUCUAUCACAGCACGUCCGUUGGCUUGCCGAAGAAUCUUCCGCGCCUUGGGGAAUACUGCAUCAUUCACUUGUCCGUUUUAGACGCGGCCACGGCAUUCUUCAAUCGCUGGUAUAAAUGAUUAGGGUUUGGAAUUAGGUCUGGGCGUGUCCGGCCUUGAGGCCACUCUCGUCAGAGUCGGUUCUUGGAUUCAACAUUCUUGGAAGAGUGAAGCUCAAAUCUGGUGUAUUGGAGCCUAGGAUCGUUGCGGUGUGAAGACGCUGGAAGCUGAGAGUUUAAUUCGGUUUCACUGAGGCAUUUACAGGAGAGGCUGAGUGUUUUGUGUGUGAUUUGUGAGGGGUUGUAACUUAAGGAGGCAGUUUUAGAAGUGCUCCUUGCAAUCUGAUUGUAGGUUUAUCUUUGCAUUCGGAGUUCAACUGCCCCCGCCUUCGCAACCAGAGGGUUUUAUCCUUGUCUGAUCCAAUCUGAUUGAAGGGCCUGAUUUAGGAUUACUUGGCCUUGGUGAGGUUUUGGAGAAUUUACUCUGUGCAUCCAUCUCUGCUUUUGAGUUUUCGGAACUGGAGCAAGGAGCUUUAGAUUCUGUCGUAAGUGUUAGAAAUAUGGCUUCGGUGGAAGAGCAGCCUGUAUUAUCGCAAACGAGUAACGUGCAUGGAGCUAGAAAUUUGGUUCAUGAGCGUAACCGAGGGAUGCGAGGUUCCGUAGUUCCCAGAGGAGGUCGGGGAGGAGGCCCGUCUUCCUUUGGCAGGGGCAGGGGAAGAGGAAGGUCUAGCAGACCGCAUUCAUCCUCAGGUGAUGUUCGUGUGCUUGAUCGACAAUCUCCUGUUGACGAAUCUGGAAGUCACGUUGGUAAUGUAGAGUCUACGGUGCAAUCAAAUGCAACAGAGUUGUCCGUCAGUGAUUCACAUACUCAUCCUCGGAGGGGAUUUGACGGUAGAAGAGGCAGACGAAAUCAAAUUUUUGGGAGAGGAAGAGAUGAUGGACGCAGUGCAAUUGAUCCAAAUUUUGACCGACUUUACUCCAACGAUUUUGGAAGUAGAAUGGAUGGAUUAGAGCUUGAAAUGCCUUUACCUUCUAGACAAAACCAAGGUUAUGCGCAACGGCAGUCCAUUUCUGGCGAUGUCGGCGUUGAGCGACGAGACCAAGGUGGAGGGAGUGAUAUUGGAUCUGAUAGGCGAGGUGAUAGCAGAAGAAAUACUGAGAACAGAUUUGGAAGCCGGUCUAGAGGUCGCGAGAGUGGCAACAGUUGGAGCCGUGUCAAUGAACCUCCCAAUAGAGUCGACUUGAAUGAACAAACUUCUGAGGGAAUGUCCUCUAUGAAAGCGUCAAAACCAGGACAGAACAAAUUCCUAAGAAAUGGGCAAGAGCGAGAAAGAAGGAUUGAUUCAGGGCGUAAAAAAGAUGUUGCGAAGAUUGACACUCCUCAGCUGGUUCAAGAGCUUGAAGUGAAGCUCGCAACUGGGAAAGUCGAAUGCAUGAUUUGCUAUGACAAUGUGGGCAGGAACGCUCCUGUUUGGUCGUGUGCAAGCUGUUACUCCAUCUUCCACAUGCCUUGUAUAAGAAAAUGGGUACGAGCUCCUACGUCAUCCGAUAUCUCAGUUUCUGCUGCUGGGAAUGGUGAAGCGAAUUGGAGAUGCCCAGGCUGCCAGACUGUUCAAAUGUCCAGCGCCAAUGAACUCCAGUACUAUUGUUUCUGCGGACAAGUGAGAGAUCCUGCAUUGGAUUAUUACAUUACUCCUCAUAGUUGCGGAGGGCCUUGCAGGAAACCUUUAGAUAAGUCAAAAAAUGGUUACUGUAAACAUUCCUGUACCCUGCAGUGUCAUCCCGGUCCUUGUCCACCCUGCACAGCUCUUGCACCUCCACAGUCUUGUCCUUGCGGCAAAACUACUACCACUCGACGUUGCUCUGAACAAGGAAAAGAUGCGCGCAGUUGUGGUCAGCAGUGUGGUCGACCACUACCUUGCGGUCGUCACGACUGUCUCCAGAUAUGUCAUGAAGGUGUAUGUGAACCUUGUGGUGUUCUUUUUGAGGCGAAAUGUUUCUGUGGACGACGUGAAGAGGGUUUGCGAUGUUGGCAAAUCGAGCCUCCGGGUAAAAUCAAUCCAGGAGGCGUGUUUUCUUGUGAGAUGCAGUGCCUGAAGAUGCUUUCAUGUGGCAAUCACGUGUGUGGGAACAAUUGUCAUCCAGGAGACUGCGGGGAAUGUGAGCUAUCUCCUUCAGUUGUUCGCACCUGCCCGUGUGGGAAGAAAAACCUGGCAGAUUCACAAGAGCCCGGGAAUGAGCGGCUGUGUUGCACCGAUCCUAUUCCCACAUGUCAGCAGAUUUGCGAAAAAAUUCUCGCUUGCAAGAAGCACCCGUGCAAGAGCCUAUGUCAUAUAGGGCCGUGUCCUGAUUGUGAUGUUCCAGUGGAGCAGAGAUGUCGAUGUGGGACGUCAACUCGAAGAGCUGCCUGCUAUUUGGCAACGGGAGCUGGAUCGAGGAAUCAGAUCAGUGAAUCUGUUGUGGAAGGGGAUGACGGAGGUCUAUUUUUGUGUGACAGGAAAUGUGAUAAGAUGCGAAGUUGCGGACGUCACAGAUGUAAUGGCAGGUGCUGUCCAGCUGCGAAUAAUAAAUCCAUGACCCAAUCCGAUGGCCCGGAAAGUCGUGAUCCGCAUCUCUGCAUGUUGCCUUGUGGCAAAAAGUUGCGAUGCAAGAAUCACUCUUGUCAAGAGCUUUGUCAUCCAGGACACUGUCCACCUUGCAUGGAGACUACAUUUAAUGAAUUGUCUUGUGCGUGCGGGCGAACUUCUAUACCUCCACCGGUUCCUUGUGGGACACCAUUGCCAUCUUGUCAAUUCCCGUGCUCAGUACCUCAGGUUUGCGGCCAUGAAGCAACCCAUCUGUGUCAUUUUGGAGAUUGUCCGCCUUGCACAGUAGCUGUUGCAAAAGAGUGUGUCGGCAAUCAUGUAGUUCUUCGUGGAGUACCCUGUGGCUCGCGAGACAUAAAGUGCAGCAAACUUUGUGGUAAAACGAGGCAGUGUGGGCUGCAUGCUUGUGAACAAACGUGUCACCUUCCUCCUUGCGAUUCCUUGGAAGCCGGAACUUCUAGUCAGCAACAAUCAGGCCUUUCGUGUGGUCAACAGUGUGGAGCUCCUCGUAGACACUGCGCUCACACAUGCGCUGCAUCCUGCCAUCCGAAUUCUCCGUGUCCUGAAAUUGCAUGUAAAUUCAUGGUCACCAUCUCCUGUUCUUGUGGGCGGUUAACAGCUGAAGUAGCAUGUGGUGCUGGCGGAUCGAACUUACGUGGCACAAAUGACAUCACUUCAAUGAUGUUAUCUAGGCUGCCUGUUCCGUUACAGCCAGUUGAAGGUAGGGAUAGAGACAAAAUCCCUUUGGGACAGAGAAAAUUACAAUGUGAUGAUGAGUGUGCGAAACUUGAGAAGCGGCGGUUGCUGGCGGAUGCUUUUGGUGCCAGUGUACCAGGUGAGGCAGUUCCUGGCUUAGAAGGAGGGGUGGUAGGAUCCGACUUACUAGCUGAAAUUAUAAGAAGGGAUCCACAGUGGGCAGCUGCGGUAGAGGACCGUUUUAAGUAUUUAGUACAAGGACCUAAAAGUGGGACGUGGCCAGGAGGCAGCAUUCGGUUACAUGUUUUUAGUGCAAUGCCAAAGGAGCGCAGGGAGGUGAUCUAUCAGAUGGCUGAACGAUGGGGGUUAGGUCAGGUUGGGCAUGGUCGUGAACCUCGGAGAUUUGUUAUUGUCCACGUUACACCCAAGUCCAAGGUGCCGAUGAGAUCAUUAUUACCAAAAACACCGUUUGCAGGUGUCACUGGACCUGUUCGUGCUCCUCCGUUCAACGCUCAGUUGGACAUGGAACCUGGUCUUGUGGUAGGGCUCCUUGACCUUCCGCGUGAAGCCGAUGUAAGCACUCUUGUACUGCGCUUUGGCGGCGAGUGUGAGCUCGUGUGGUUGAACGAUAAGAAUGCUUUGGCCAUAUUUGCGGAUGCUGCUCGAGCUGCUACUGCACUUAGGAGAGUCGAUCAUGCUUCAGAAUACAGGGGAGCAACAACCAUGCCAGCCGAUGCAAGUUCUUCCGCCAGGGGAGGGGCUUGGGGAAUGCAGACCUCUCUUCCGACAGGAUCUAAAGCUGCUGCAUUCAGGAAAGGUAUACAGGAGUCAAAUUGGGUUGAAGAUGCUUGGGACGACCAGAAAGGAGCCAAGCAAGAGACUGGUGCCUGGCAAUCGAAGGUUCGUCCUCUUUCUGCAUCUCAGAAUCCUUGGAGCGCACUUUCAAACAACAAUUCUGUUUUAAGUAAUGGGCUUUCAGAAGGAAGCACAUCAGGCAUUGGAUCAUCUGUGCCUUCAAGGUCGAGUAUUGCCGACAGCUCUGCUGCAUCCGCGAGAAUAGGUAAUCAAGUUGGAGCGUUCAGCCAACAAGGUUCUUUGGCAGGCCCUUCCCUGCUGCCAGCUUUGUUGCCAGAUGGCGAUGAUGAUGAUUGGGAGAAGGCAGUCUGAGGAAAUUGCUUGUCAAGCGAGAAAGUGUACUAUACUUUUGAGUCAUUGAACAUUGGCUAUUUCUGAUUUAUACUGUAAUAGUCAUCCUUGUAAUCAAUAUCCUGCCGGAUUAAGUCCUGGGAUUUAAUGAUCUCCGACUUUUUGAAGUACAUUUCUUGUAAUUCUAUAAAAAGACACUCCCUGGCACUCUGAAUGCUCUAAAUGUUUGAGGUACAUUUGUAAUUCUUCAACAUACUUAACAUGCUCUAUUUUUUCA